Mizuhopecten yessoensis (Yesso scallop) is the source of this 2915-nucleotide messenger RNA. RefSeq lists its product as uncharacterized. The coding region runs from base 568 to 1359 and encodes 263 amino acids. Lineage: Eukaryota; Metazoa; Mollusca; Bivalvia; Pectinida; Pectinidae. The record is from RefSeq and is a predicted model, not a curated record. The transcript has 2 exons.
CGUACUGCUCUUUUGAGUCAUUUAUUUGGUAAAAAUAUUUAUGUUAAAGAAUUUGGUUCCAAUACUGAGAUAUAAUAGAGUUAAUGACAUCACAUAGUGAGUGAAUAACAGAUGUAGUCAUGAAACAAAGAGAUGAGAAAGCAGGUAUGUUUUAUACCGUAAUACCACCCUACCAAGGUAGGGUUUACACAAAAACUGACCUUCGUCAAGACAGACAUACCAAUUCAGGAAACUCAACCACAACAAUCUUUUUCAUGAAGUUUUAAAUAGUGUGUUCAAUGAUAAAAUUGGUUGUUAAGUAAGCUUGUUUGGAACCAUACAUAGGAAGAACUUUACUAUCAAUAUUACAACCGAUUUUGUACUGAGAUUAUAACAACCAACGUCACAUUUCUUCAAAUCCAUAGCAAGAGAAAAAGUGUUUAAAAAUGUUUCUUGCCUGAUCCCUUACAAUAUCACUUGCCCUUAUGUACUAGGUACAUACACAGAUUGGUUAAGGUGUGUGUUUUACACAAGACCAUAAAUAGGAAUGUGAACCAAUGGAUUGUGUAACUGGUCAAGAGGACAUGAAUGUUGCACUGUAUUUGCCAGUUCCAGGCACAGACUGACACACGUCAAAUCCACAGGCACGGACCGACACACAUCAAUCCACAGACACAGACCGACGCACAUCAGUUCAGGGCACAGUCCGACGCACGUCAGUUCAGGGCACAGACCGACGCACGUCAAUUCAGGGCACAUACCGACACACGACAGUUCAUGGCACAGACCGACACACGUCAGUCCACCACAAGGACUAAGAUAGGUCAGUCUAUCCUUGUAGGACAAGUCAGUACAGCAUAUAGACUAGGACACAGUACAACUGUCGCACAGUUUUGGACAUGUCAGUACAUGGACUGGAACACAGUCCUACUGUCACACAGAUUGGGACAUGUCAGUACAUGGACUUGGACACAGUCCUACUGUCACACAGAUUGGGACAUGUCAGUACAUGGACUGGGACACAGUCCUACUGUCACACAGAUUGGGACAUGUCAGUACAGGGACUUGGACACACAGUCCUACUGUCACACAGAUAGGGACAUGUCAGUACAUGGACUUGGACACAGUCCUACUGUCACACAGAUUGGGACCUGUCAGUACAUGGACUUGGACAUAGUCCUACUGUCACACAGAUUGGGACAUGUCAGUACGUGGACUUGGACACAGUCCUACUGUCACACAGAUUGGGACAUGUCAGUACAUGGACUUGGACACAGUCAAUCUGUCACACAGAUUGGGACAUGUCAGUACAUGGAUUGGACACAUAGUCCUACUGUCAUACAGUUUUGGACAUGUCAGUACAUGGACUUGGACACAUAGUCCUACUGUCACACAGAUUGGGACAUGUCAGUUCAUGGACUUGGACACAGUCCUACUGUAACACAGAUUGGGACAUGUCAGUACGUGGACUUGGACACAGUCCUACUGUCGCACAGAUUGGGACAUGUCAGUACUUGGACUUGGACACAGUACUACUGUCACACAGAUUGGGACAUGUCAGUACUUGGACUUGGACACAGUACUACUGUCACACAGAUUGGGACAUGUCAGUACAUGGAUUGGACACAUAGUCCUACUGUCAUACAGUUUUGGACAUGUCAGUACAUGUACUUGGACACAUAGUCCUACUGUCACACAGAUUGGGACAUGUCAGUAUUUGGACUUGGACACAGUCCUACUGUCACACAGAUUGGGACCUGUCAGUACAUGGACUUGGACAUAGUCCUACUGUCACACAGAUUGGGACAUGUCAGUACUUGGACUUGGACACAGUACUACUGUCACACAGAUUGGGACAUGUCAGUAUUUGGACUUGGACACAGUCCUACUGUCACACAGAUUGGGCCAUGUCAGUACGUGGACUUGGACACAGUCCUACUGUAACACAGAUUGGGACCUGUCAGUACGUGGACUUGGACACAGUCCUACUGUAACACAGAUUGGGACAUGUCAGUACAUGGACUUUGACACAGUCCUACUGUCACACAGAUGGGGACAUGUCAGUACAUGGACUUGGACACAGUCCUACUUUCACACAGAAUGGGACAUGUCAGUACAUGGACUUGGACACAGUCCUACUGUAACACAGAUUGGGACAUGUCAGUACAUGGACAUACAUACUAAAACAUGUCAAUCUGCCACACCGACGAAUCCAGAUCUCAAGUUGUUGAUUGUUGAUGAAAAUAAUGAUGCUGACGAAUAUUUCAUAAGCUACUGGUUUUAUGUCUGGAUGAGGCUUCAAGAGACAGCAAAUUUCAUUGUUUAUAUCUCACCAGUAAUACAUCUUGGAAUCUCAGAGAAAUUAUUAUUGACACAUCUGUAAGAUAAGCACAUGCUCUUAAUGAGUGGAAGUUUGCAGUAAAGUCCAAUACAAGAUUAUGUGUAACAACACUGUCCAAUACAAGAUUAUGUAUAACAACACUGGUAACUCAUACCAAUGAUAAGUAGGACUGGACAUAUGAUGACAUGAUUAAAAUGUACAUAUAUCAAAUGAGAUUGUUAUUUGUUUAACAAAAAGCACUUCUUUUUAAAAAUCUUUAAAUCUAUACAAGAAUGAUCAAUCUAUCAUUUAUAAUACUUUACAACAAAAAAUUCUGUAAUAAACUAAUGUAAUCAUGACAAUAUCUGAUGAUUGACGAAACACAUACAAAUGAAUUGAUGGUCGAAGACACUCCACAACCAAAAAUGUUCAAAUACCCUUCAUCGCUCUCCAUACCUUCUGUAUAAUGAUCAGUUAAGUAGACUAUUUACAAUAUAAACACAUACUUUCACACAUCACAUUAUUGACAUAAACAAUUCACUUUCACACAUCAAAUAUUCGCGUUUUCAACAAAAUAUUCAAGAAUGGAUAAAAAAUAUACUAAUCCUGUCAAAAA